AUGAUGGAGCAGCCAAACAACUCUUCCGAGCCGCCUCUUUGGCCUCACGAUAGGCCUUCCGCGGGCCCUCUCGCCCAGUCCGCUUCGAUGCCCUUGCGCACCGCCAGCAGCACACCCGUUUCCUCCCCGGGCCUCUUCAGUCCUACGCCCUCUCGCCAUAUCCUCCACGCCUCCUCCAUGUCCGAGAGCAAUACUCCAGCGCCGCCAGCUGGAGGACCCUUUUUGCAUCCUUUACAAACACAUAAAGUCAGAGAAACCCACAAGGCCCUCAUCGACAAUGAUAACGUCACUGGUCGUAAGGUGAUUAAUCAGUAUGAAGUCAUUGAAGAAAUUGGCCGCGGCAUGCACGGCAAGGUCAAGCUUGCCCGCAAUCUCGAGUCUGGCGAGAAUGUCGCCAUCAAGAUUAUCCCCCGAUUUUCCAAGAAGCGCCGAUUAGGCAAAGUCACUGCCAUGUCCCCCGAGGACAAGACAAAGAAGGAAAUCGCCAUCCUCAAGAAGAUCCGCCACCCCAACGUUGUCGCCCUACUCGAAAUCAUUGACGAUCCCGAACUCAAAAAGAUCUACAUGGUACUCGAGCAUGUCGAGCUUGGCGAGGUUGUCUGGCGCAAAAAGGGCCUUCCCCAUGUCUGCCUCUACGAGCGUCGUCGAGCCGAGCGGGAGAUGCGUGGCGAAGCUCCCUCUCAGCAGGAGAUCCAAUACGACGAGAUGCUUGAGCGCCGUCAGGCCAUCAAGGAGAUGAAGCGUGCCCGCAUGGCCCAGAACUACACCGGCUCUGCAAACUUCUGGAGCGUCGAGAAUGGCGCCGCCGAGGAGUCGAGCAGCGUCGCCUGGUCACGUCUCUCGUCCAAGGAAGACUUUGACCUCUCCUCUAGCCACCCCUCCCGUUCCACCUCCCCGACUUCCUUCCAAUACCAGUCGCGCAGACCGUCUGCUGCCUCCUUCUCCGUCGCUGGUCCGACUGAGCUGGACGAGGAAGUGUACUGGGAUGAUAACAUAGUAACCCCCGGCCCCCUAACCGCCGAUAUCGAUCCCGUUGCUGCCAUGGAUGGCUUCGACGAGGACGGCUCUCGCUUCCGUCGCCGUUCUCCCAGCAUGGCCGACUCGAUCAUCUCUCACAUGUCUUCUAUAGACUAUAAUCCUCACGUUCACGACCCUUUUACCGACGACUACUCAUACGUUCCAUGCUUCACCUUUGAUCAGGCCCGCUCCGCAUUCCGAGACACUGUUCUCGGCCUGGAAUACCUUCACUACCAAGGCGUUGUCCACCGAGACAUCAAGCCCGCCAACUUGCUUUGGAGCAAGGAUCACCGCGUCAAGAUUUCCGACUUUGGUGUUUCCUACUUCGGGCGUCCCAUCCGCGAUGGGGAGCUCGACGAGCCUGUUUCCGAAUCCGAGGCCAAAGACUUUGACAACGACUUGGAGCUUGCCAAGACGGUCGGCACACCUGCCUUUUUCGCACCCGAGCUCUGCUACACCGAUAUCGACAAGGAACAGCCCAAAGUCUCUGAGCAGAUCGAUGUCUGGUCUCUCGGCGUUACGCUUUACUGUCUCAUCUUUGCCCGUAUCCCGUUCCUCGCCGAGGAUGAGUUCCGAAUGUUCAAGAAGAUUGCCACCGAGGAUGUGUAUAUUCCCCGACGCAGGCUCGCGCCCGUUCAUCCCUCUACCUCACCGGCAGGAACAUCACUUUACAAACGCCAGAACAGCCGGCCAUAUCGAGAUGACAAUGACGUCGUGUACGAAGACGUCGACAAUCUAUUGUACGACUUACUUCGCCAGAUGCUCACCAAGAACCCCGAAAAGCGCAUUCGUCUCAAAGACAUCAAGCGACACCCUUGGGUUGUACUGGGUCUUGCCAACCCCCGCGCCUGGGUCGAGGAGACGGAUCCUGCCCGACCUCUCGGUGGCCGCAAGAUUCAAGUCGACGAAAAGGAAAUGUCUGCAGCUGUUGUUCCUCUUACCUUUCUCGAGCGAGCUAGGUCCGCUGUGAAAAAGGCCGUCGGCAAGGUUAUCCAUCCGCUCGGCGAACGAAGCGAGAGCAGAACUCGCAGACGCGCAGACAGUUCCGCUGCCAGUUCGACUGGGGACAACUACUACAGGAGCAUGCCCACAACUCCACACCACAACGUCGAAAGGCGCUCCAUCUUUUCGCCCGAUGACUUCCUUGGCUCGAGACACAACUCUCCUUCCGUCGACCAUUCGGCCACCGCAUCUGCCACCAUCGGCGCCCCGCAGUCGGAUACUGGAUUUGGCUCUCGGACCUCGCUGCUGACGGCAUCCGACAUGAACCGUUCGGGCUCUGGUCUAUCCGAAGCAUUUGCCCAAGACGCGCUACCAACUGCAGGCCGCAGCUGGCAUCGUGCUACAGCAUCUCAGAGUAAACUUGGCAAUCAGUUCUUGAGCCUGUCUCCCGUUCUGGCCGAGCCUGCCAAGAUUCGGCCACUCACCAAUGAUGCUUCGGCUUCGGCUUCUGGAGCGGACAACCGGCAAAAGACUGCGCUGUUUAACAGCUUGGAUAAGAGAGCUACGGCGCAGGUUGGCCUCAGCCGGCCCAUGAUUGCAGGGGGUAGUCACCCCGGUGCUGCGAGCGUCCUCAUAAAGCGACCGCUAGACCAAGACAAGACCAGUGUCAGCGCAUAUACAUCGCCCCUGUCGUCUUCGCCUGUUACGUUCCCAAGCUACCGCAACGCUCAUCCCAAGUCGGACUCUGACUUCCAAGCUCGCCGUGACGGGGUAAUGAUGGAGGCAGUCGACUCUACAGAUGAUUUGGCUUCUCAAGCCGACUCUACAAAGGCGCUUGCAUCCAGCCCCGAGUCCUCCAUCGCCGCGCACUUGGACAUGGUCGCCCUCAGAGCCGAUGGCCUGAGCCCUCUGCCAAUUGCCAAACCUCGGCCCAUGUCCUUGCAGCAGGUUGGCUAUGCUGGCCACGGCAAGGCUAGUGCCCAGGGUACAGUCAAUUCUGCGAGCACUGAUUCGAUGGAAGUCCUUGCCACUCCGCUCACGAGCCCAAGUGACACAACCAGCCCAGUAGGGACAGCUCCGACAAGCAAGGGUACUCCUCAAAAGAUUCUGGCAUACCAAUCUGAUCCGUCUCUUCCUGCUCUCUUGAGCAACGCCAGCUCUGUUUCCGCGGACAUGGAAGGCGAGCUUCUCGGCCGGCCUGGCGUGGUACCCAGCCAGGCGCCUCUUCCCGGGGUUGGUGAGCCGCUGAACUCUGAGUCUUUGAGCAAAGUCGACAACGGCUAUGCCGCAGAGCAGUCAGUAUUCGGCAACGCCCCUGCGAUGGAGAGUGGUCCCCUCACCGUACAGCUUGACCAAAGUACACCGCACAGCCCGGUGCAGCCGGUAGCCGACGAACAGUACCCGGCUGAAGACCCACAUGACGACGACGGCAGUGACGACGACGGAUUCUGGCUGAUGACCAAGUCAAAGAGAAAGACUCUCAGCCCGGCGCCGCGCAGGCGACCGUUUGAGGCCCGACGCCGCGACACCAACCUGAGCAACAUAAGCAUUGCCAGCGACGAGACGGCGAAGCGUGUCGUUUUGCAUCCCGACGAUGCUGGUGUAUGA
Messenger RNA from Akanthomyces muscarius, 3567 nucleotides. RefSeq lists its product as uncharacterized. NCBI's taxonomy places the organism in Eukaryota, Fungi, Ascomycota, Sordariomycetes, Hypocreales, Cordycipitaceae. The transcript has 2 exons. Bases 1 to 3567 code for a protein of 1188 amino acids. The record is from RefSeq and is a predicted model, not a curated record. Gene Ontology annotation, biological process: protein phosphorylation. Gene Ontology annotation, molecular function: ATP binding; protein kinase activity.